GUCACGUAGCUCUGCGGCACCGGCAGCCUCUUUUGCAGCCGAAGCCGCGACGUCCGCACAACCAGUCGCGCCAGCCACGACGCCAGUCGCGCCGGAGGACGGAGGCAGGCCGGUAAGCCAGCCCGGACCGGGGCCUGGGGAGGAAAAAGCAGCCGAGAUGACGCGCCAGUAUCCGGCCCUCACCCCGCUGCAGAAGAAGGAGCUCGCAGACAUUGCCCAGCAGAUCGUGGCCCCGGGCAAGGGCAUCCUGGCAGCCGAUGAAUCCGUGGGCAGCAUGGCCAAGCGGCUCAACCAGAUCGGGGUCGAGAACGCAGAAGAGAACCGGCGCCUCUACCGGCAGAUCCUCUUCAGCGCUGACAGCCGGGUGGAGAAGUGCAUUGGGGGCGUCAUCUUCUUCCACGAGACCAUGUACCAGAAGGCGGACGACGGGACGCCCUUCGUCGAGAUGGUCAAGGAGAAGGGCAUCGUUGUGGGCAUCAAGGUGGACAAGGGUGUUGUGCCGCUGGCCGGGACAGAUGGAGAGACCACCACCCAAGGCCUCGACGGGCUGUCAGAGCGCUGUGCCCAGUACAAGAAGGACGGGGCGGAUUUUGCCAAGUGGCGCUGUGUGCUGAAGAUCAGUGAGGACACCCCCUCCUCCCUGGCCAUCCUGGAGAAUGCCAACGUCCUGGCGCGCUACGCCAGCAUCUGCCAGCAGAAUGGCAUCGUGCCCAUUGUGGAACCAGAGAUCUUGCCUGACGGGGACCACGAUUUGAAGCGCUGCCAGUAUGUGACUGAGAAGGUCCUGGCUGCUGUGUACAAGGCACUGAGCGACCACCACAUCUAUCUGGAAGGGACUCUGCUGAAGCCCAACAUGGUGACCCCUGGCCAUGCUUGCCCGACCAAGUACAGCCCUGAAGAGAUUGCCAUGGCCACCGUGACUGCUCUGCGCCGCACGGUGCCACCUGCUGUUCCAGGCGUCACUUUCCUGUCUGGCGGGCAGAGCGAGGAGGAGGCCUCCAUCAACCUCAACGCCAUCAACAACUGCCCGUUGCCCCAGCCGUGGGCUCUGACCUUCUCCUAUGGCCGGGCCCUGCAGGCCUCGGCCCUCAACGCCUGGCGGGGCUGGCGGGAGAACGAGGAUGCGGCCACGGAGGAGUUUGUGCAGCGUGCCGAGGUCAAUGGCCUGGCAGCCCUCGGCAAGUACAAAGGUUCCGGCAACAGUUCUGGUGCAGCUGGGCGGUCUCUGUAUGUCGCCAACCAUGCCUACUGAGCCCUCCCUGGGCUUGGACCACCCCCACCUGGGCCGGCUUUUAGCCCCCCUGCACUGACAGAAACCUCCCACUCUGCCACCUUCCAUACCAGCCAUGCCAACUGUACCCAGCUUUUCCUACCGUAGCUGUGACAGGAGCUAAGUAGCCGUGAUGGAGUGCCCGGCCCCAGAGGCGACGCAUGAGGAGGAAAAAGAGGAGAUCGUUCUUGCACAAUCCUGCAUCUGCGAGGAGUCAUCAUAACACAGGCCCACCUUGCAGGGUUGUUCUGAGGAAUCCUAAGCACAUUCAAAAAAACAAGGAAGAUUCCAAAUAGGAUACUUCAGUCUGGGGGGGGGAAGAGAGGGUGUGCGUGGGGGGCAGCCACAGAAUGCAGAAGAGGGCUGUGGGGUGAAUCCAUUGCGUGGGACGGAGAAGGGGAGGGGUCUCCUGUAGGAUGUAAAGUUUUGAGGCUGGCAGGAAGUUCCUUGCGAGGGAGAGAACCUUUUGUCAUCUCGCCAGCAUGCCGCUGCCUGCCCCUGUCUGUCUGCCUGCCCGCCCACCUUUUGCAUAUUUGGGGUCCCCUUGCCUCUCACCGCACCCCCUCCAAUCCACGUGCGGCUCCUGCACUUUGAGGUGAUGUCUUGCUUUCCAAUGCUGCUCUUGUGGUUGUCCUGCCCCAUAGAGUAGCCACCGCAGUGUCGGCAUGGGAGGGCCAAUUUGCCGAUGGGCAGGGAGGCCGUUACCGCACUGUGUGUGUCUGUGCUUGUGCACAUGCGUGUGUGUGUUUGAGCGUGUGCCACAUGCACCCAAGCAGUCCUUGCAACUAAUAAACUGAUAGAGGAGUAAAGUGA
This is a messenger RNA of Rhineura floridana, 2083 nucleotides long. RefSeq names its product aldolase, fructose-bisphosphate C (gene ALDOC). Bases 158 to 1252 code for a protein of 364 amino acids. The transcript has 9 exons. NCBI's taxonomy places the organism in Eukaryota, Metazoa, Chordata, Lepidosauria, Squamata, Rhineuridae. The record is from RefSeq and is a predicted model, not a curated record. Gene Ontology annotation, biological process: glycolytic process; fructose 1,6-bisphosphate metabolic process. Gene Ontology annotation, molecular function: fructose-bisphosphate aldolase activity. Gene Ontology annotation, cellular component: cytosol.